Molecule: messenger RNA, 2559 nt
Organism: Pelagomonas calceolata
Lineage: Eukaryota; Pelagophyceae; Pelagomonadales; Pelagomonadaceae
Source: the annotation of a GenBank genome assembly
AUGGCUACCCCCCAAGCAGAGGCGCCGGCCCCGGCGCGAAGAGUGGAAGAGGCCCCCGCCGACCCGCUCCACGCCUUCCGCCUCGCGACGAAGCGCGAAAAGCUCAAACGGCGCAAAGCGGAGGCCGCCGCCUACCGGCCCGGCGCCGGGCAGCUGAAGGCGCGGCACCGGCGCCAGGACGCCGACAAACCGAAGCUCAAGCCCAAGACGCUGGAUGUGGAGCGCUUCCGGAAAGCCGUACAAGAGGGCGACGUCGACGACGCCAUUCAACAGCUCGGCUCGUGGGCGUCGCAGAGCACUUGUGAAAGGCGCGAAACCGCGGCGACGGCGCGAAAAAAACUCGAGGCGAACGCCACGUAUCGACGCCAAAUGCGAGAAGAGGCGACGGCACGUGUUAAAGAUAUGGUCGAGGACGCGCGCGUGCUCACACAGUUACCGUCGGUUGACUCGUUCUUCGAGAAGAGCCGGGCCUUCCAGGAGGCUCAUUCGGUUUCGAGCUGCCCGACGAAGAGCAAGAGCUAUCGGGGCGCCGUGCCGCGGCGGCGGCCGCCGCCGUCGCCCGUCAAAAAGGCGCUUUAUCCGCAGCGCUGCGACCUGCCGCCCGUCGACGCGCCGGCGCCGGCGCCCUCCACUAAUCUCUGGUGGGGCCCCGCGGAGGAAUCCGAAUCCGAGGAGGAGGAGGAACGAGAGGAGGCGGUGCACUUCUGGGGCGCCGCGUCCGACGCCGAGUCCGAAAGUUCGGAAGAGGCCGAGCCGUGGAUCAGGGACCCGGAGCUGCUCCUUUCCCCAAAUGCUCUGCUCGAGCAGCAGCAGGGCUCGCCCCAGGACGCGCUGGCCGCGGCAUUAAACGCCCAGGCCGCAUCAAAAGACCGCCAGGCCUCCGAGUGCGAGCGCCACGCGCGCGCGUUGAUGGGCGAGGUCCGGUCUACGCGGUCGAACUACGCGCGGAGCAUAUUAUCAAGGCACGCGGCGCGCUGGCGCCUCGUGGGCGCGCGGCAUUGUGUAAAGGCGGCGGAAUUGAGAAGGGACGCCGCCGAGGCGGCGCGGGACGGCGUCGCGGCGCCCUUCGACCGCCUCGUGGCGCGGGCGCGUGUGGUGGUUGCGGACGAGCAGAAGAAGUGCGCGCGGCACGCCGCGCCGCGGGGCAACGUGCCCUGGUUGCGACGGGAACGAACGGAGAGCCAGCUGGCGCGCGCGGAGGCCGUCGAGGAGGAGCUGCGGGAGAGGAAACGCGGGGCGCUGCGGGACCAUUUAGAAUUUUGCGAGGACAUGCGGGACGGCGUCCGCGCGGCCGAGGCCGUUUUAAAUGCUCGGCACGCGGCCCACGGCCGCGCGGCGGGGCGGUCCGGCAUGCACCGUUUCGCGGCGCGGCUCAUCGGGCGCGCGCGCCGCCGCAUCUGGCGGCGGCGGAAGCGGCUCCACAAGGUCGCCAAGAUCCAGGCGGUCCAGCGCGGCGUCGCCCUGCGAGCGCGGCACCUGGCCUCCGACGCCGACUCGUACCACUCGCUCCGUUCGCAACGGACCAUGCGGUCCGCGGCGACGGCGCCGUCGUAUCGCACCUUUCAUUCCGAGACGACGGCGCCGUCGCGGGCCGGGCGCUCCUACACGGCGUCGCCCCUCACGGUGCCGUCGACCUUCGGCGGGCCGUACCGACGGCCCGCGGGCCCGCGCCGCGCCGCGCCGGACGACGGCUACCGCGCCGCGCCGGCCCCGGCCCCGGCGCCCGCGCCGGCGCCCGCGCCGGCCGGCGCGCCAGCCGGCGCGCCGGGGCCGGCCCCGGCGCCGGCCCCGGCGCCGGCGCCCGCCGGCGCGCGGGCGCCCAGCCCCGCGCGACGGUCCGUGACGCCCGUGUCGUCGACGGCGCUCGUCGCGUACCGGUGGCGCCGCGGCGACGCGUGCCUGGCCAUCUGGGACGACGGCCUCUGGUACGACGCGCGCAUCGCCGAUUAUGGAGACGACGAGGACACCUUCGACAUCCUGUACAAGGACGGCGACUUCCGGCCGAACGUGCCGUUGGUGGACAUCGCGCCCCUCGACCAGCGCGAUUUCUUGGACGAGUCGACGGUGGCGACGGCGCCGACGCAAGAGGACGCGCUGAGCUACGAGGACUUCGGCGAGCGGUCCCUCGUGCUCUCGGACCUGGACGACGGCUCGCGCGUGCCCGACGUCGACGACGGCCAGGGCCUGGAAUGGGAGACGGUCGCCGACGAGCAGGGCCGGACCUUCUACUUCAACCGGUUGACCGGAGAGUCGGCCUGGGCGCUGCCGCCGUCGCGCGCGGCGUCGCCGCCCCAGUCGCCGCCGCCGCCGGAACCCUACGACGAAACCGUCCACAUCGACGAGUUCGGCGUCGUCCGGGCCCAGCCGUCCUCGGCGCGGCGCACCGAGUCCUUCCGCUCCUACUCGUCGCGGGCCUCCUCGCGCCAGACGACGCCGCGGUCCAACCCGUACUGGGACGACGACUCCUACUCCUACGACCCGUCGGGCUCCCAGGCGCCGGCGCUGUCGCGCGUGCCCUCGAACGCGUCCAACUACUCGUUCGCGUCCUCGACCGGGUAA